Molecule: messenger RNA, 1188 nt
Organism: Mytilinidion resinicola
Lineage: Eukaryota; Fungi; Ascomycota; Dothideomycetes; Mytilinidiales; Mytilinidiaceae
Exons: 1
Coding region: 1-1188 (395 amino acids)
Molecular function (GO): protein binding
Source: RefSeq, a predicted model, not a curated record
AUGGCAGACACUUCCCUCGAGCGAGAGUCUCCAAACCCAAUCCCGAUUUUACCGUGUGCCUACUCUCCAAUACCUUGCGGCACUCACCACAAAGCCUGGCAGUCUCAACCCGAAACGAGCAUCUCCAUCCUAUCUAAGUUUAAACGAUCGCCUUCCCGCUGGCCUUCCACUGCAGGAUGUAGAAAAAUAUCAAAUUCCAACUCCUGUUCCACCAAACAAACCAUCUUUUCUUCACUACCAGUUGAGCUCAUCCAACACGUCUCAUCCUUCCUGUCUCCUUCAUCAUCCGCUUGCCUCGCCGUAACUUCACACUUCUUCUACGCCGCCCUCGACGGCCGCGCCUGGUCAGCUCUAGCGGCGUCGAAAGACAGUUCGGAGCUCUACUCUCUCCUCCAGCUCCUCCAAAAAGAUGACCCCCGCUACUUCCACUGCGCCCGCUGCUGCCGGCUGCAUCGAAACAUCCACACGCCCAAAAACUGCCCUCCAGCCUCCAACUUAGGUGUGACCUCUAUCGCUUCCCAGAGCGCAGACCCAUCUCAGGCCCUCUUCACCUUCUCUCCCCGCCUCCCCUCUCACCCCCGCUACUCCCUCCUCCACACCACCAUCAUCUCACUCGCCCACCGCCAGAAACGCUGCAUACACGCCCUGGCCUGCACCUGGAGCGGCGCCCUCCCCGCCUCCUCUCUUGGUCUAGGGAAUCGCGGCUACGAGCACGUCUUCUACCUUCACGCCUUUACACCCUUAUUCCACCCCUCGGGCCUUCUACUUCGCGCACGGCACCAGAUCACGCUGCCCGUAGGCGCAACGGGGUUCUCCAAGUCCGACAUCGCGCGGAUCGUGAAAGAGCUGGGAUUGGCAAUCGACGUCCCACCAACGUUCUUGGUGGCGGCGAUCGUGUGUAAGUUGUUGCAUGGGGAGAACGGGGAGAAGCCGUGGUGCAAGAGGGAGUGUUUAGCGUUGUGGAGGCAUGAGUGGGAGCUUGAGUAUGAGGUCAAGAAGGUUGGGGGAAGUGGGUUUGAGAUUGUGACGUGGCAGCGUUUUGUGAAGGAAGGGUGGGAGGGGAAGAGGGGGUUGAAGGGGGCUGGGAUCUCGGAGAAGAUCCGGGAGUGGGAGAGGGCGAGGGAGAGGGAGGUGGGUGUGAAGGGGCAGGAUGCGGAGGCGAGGUUUGAUGCGGUGUUGAGGUAUUGA